This is a messenger RNA of Cyprinodon variegatus (sheepshead minnow), 1574 nucleotides long. RefSeq names its product meteorin-like protein (gene metrnlb). Gene Ontology annotation, biological process: positive regulation of brown fat cell differentiation; energy homeostasis. The coding region runs from base 235 to 1116 and encodes 293 amino acids. The record is from RefSeq and is a predicted model, not a curated record. NCBI's taxonomy places the organism in Eukaryota, Metazoa, Chordata, Actinopteri, Cyprinodontiformes, Cyprinodontidae. The transcript has 5 exons. Gene Ontology annotation, molecular function: hormone activity.
GCGCGUGCGCACAGCAGCUUUUUUAAAAACCCCCAGGUCCUUCCAAAGGGUCUGAGCCUUUCCUACUUCAGACGCUACCGGUUCAACUCUGGAGCCGUUUGUCAUGUAGCCUCGCGCGCUUCAUGCUGAAGCGUUUUGCGGGAUUUCGAAGCGGAGAAAGUUGCGGUUCGUGUGGAGCGGGGCGCGCUGUGGAGUUGGGGGGGAUCCGCUGACCGCCCCGGGUGGACAUCCACCAUGCUCCGGCCAUGGGUUACCCUCUGGGCCAUGUCUCUGCUGCUGGUUCGCGCUGUGGCUCAAUACUCCAGUGACCUAUGCAGCUGGAGAGGAAGUGGUUUGAGCCACGAAGCUCACCGCAGAGAUGUGGAGCAGGUCUACCUUCGGUGCUCUCAGGGAUCUCUGGAGUGGCUCUACCCCACAGGGGCCAUCAUCGUCAACCUGCGACCAAACACAGAGCCUUCAUCAGGACGAACAACUGAAGUCCAUGUGUGCAUUAAGCCUCAGACAUUCUCCCAGGGCUCUCAUGUGUACCUGGAGCAUGAAGGAGAUUUGAGGCUGCUGAUUUCAGACAAGGACCAGGCUCAGGGUAGAGUACACUGUUUCAGCAUGAAAAAGGGGGCUCUGUUUGUGGAGGCCAUCCCGCAGACAGACAUCAGCCGGAAGAUCACAGCUUUCCAAUAUGAGCUGGUGCCUGCUCAUUCACCAGCGGCCCACAUGUACCCAUUCCUGCACCUGGGAUCAGUCACCUGUAAACCCUGCUCAGAUCAAGAGGUCCUCAUGGCUGUGUGCACAAGUGAUUUUGGUGGAAGGGGUAUCUUUCGAGAUGUAAUGCCAGGCACAAACCAGCACUCCAUGGUUAUGGUUACUCUGCAUCGGCUGUUUCAUCAGAAGAGUGGUGUGUUUAUGAGGAGCGGAGCCAGAGGACGAUCAUGGAGUGGACGGAUUAAUGUUCCUGCCCCGUGCGUUGUGCAUCCAGGAGAGCAAGAGUACCUUCUGACCGGCUCGAUCCAUUUCGGUGAGCCAUGGCUCGGCUGUGCGCCACGUUACAAGGACUUCUUAAAGCUGUAUGCUGAAGCAGUAAAUGCAGGAACAAACCCCUGCAACAUAGACACAGACUGAGAGUUAUUCCUAAAUGGUGGAAGAAAAUUCAUCAAAAAUCUAUGAGCAUUCAUUCUGAUGGAGAAAAGGGUAAAGUAACGGGGGCAUGGAUCAAAGCAGCACUCUAUCAAAAGUGUUUGUUCUCCAAAAGACUUAUAAUGCUGCCUCCAUUUGACUAGUCUUGUAAAUUACAAGUGAAUAUCUGUACAGAAGUGAGAGCAAAGGAACUAUUUCUGUAAACUUCAAUUAGUGCCUUUCUAUUUGUUGUGAUGAUGAUUGUAAUGAUGAUGAUGAUGAUGACACUGUUCAUUCUGGAAAUGAGAGUUUGCUUUGUAAAAAGCUUUCUGUAAAUUUUUGUCUUCUGAGAGAAGUCUAUGGUAUGCAGCUCUGUGAGACUACAUUUACUGAAUGUGUGUAUUAUUUACAGAAUGGUUUAAAUGUUUUUUUUUUUCAUAUUUACAGAAAAAAUAAAUAUGGAG